CAGCUGAUGGAAUCUGGAAAGUCCGAAACCACCAUUUUAGAAUCAGGCUUGGAACGGGCUAAAAACACCACCUCUCAAUCCCAGCUAAUGCCCCGCCCUCCAUGCCGGAGGUCCGGAAGCGGACGUGAUGGAUACGGAAGUAGCCUGCUGUUGCCGAGGGGACGGGACGGGCAGAUGCCAACAUGGCAGCGGUUGGGGUUGGCGGAUCAUCCGCGGCGGCCGGGCCAGGGGCCGUGUCCGCGGGCGUGCUGGAGUCUGGGUCGGCUACAGCGGCUCACCGACGCCUCAAGUAUAUAUCCUUAGCUGUGCUGGUGGUCCAGAACGCCUCCCUCAUCCUUAGCAUCCGAUAUGCUCGCACACUGCCUGGGGACCGCUUCUUUGCCACCACCGCUGUAGUCAUGGCUGAAGUACUCAAAGGUGUCACCUGUCUCCUGCUGCUCUUCGCACAGAAGAGGGGUAAUGUGAAGCACCUGGUUCUCUUCCUCCAUGAGGCUGUCCUGGUGCAGUAUGUGGACACACUGAAGCUUGCCGUGCCCUCUCUCAUCUAUACCUUGCAGAAUAACCUCCAGUAUGUUGCCAUCUCCAACCUGCCAGCUGCCACUUUCCAGCCUCCCGCGAGGUGCAGUCAAAGCCAUAGCCUCCACUUCUGCCUCUGCCUCCGGGCCCUGCAUUCACCAGCAGCCUCCUGGGCAGCCACCACCACCGCAACUGUCUUCUCGAGGAGACCUCAUCACGGAGCCCUUUCUGCCAAAGUCAGUGCUGGUGAAGUGAGAGCUGGUAGUGGUUGGGGGAGCCAGGGUAGGGGGUUGGGUGGAGGGGGUUGGGCUGCUGCAGGUCCAAAGUUGUUGCCAGGGCCUGACUUUUGUGGGGUUGGAGGGUUUUUUCUCCCAUACUUCUAGAGGAAUAUGGAACUAGGGAUAUGAGCCUUCCUGGUAGAUGGACCCCCCUUUCCUGAAGGAGCUUUAUUGAGCAGCUUCCUCUGACCAAGGCUAACCUCUUUGGGAACAGGGUUGGGGCACUGCUAUUCCAGGCUUUUUCCCACGACCCUCUGCUGGAGAUGUCCUGUCUCUCAUGCCUGGGACAGGUCAUCCCAGCCAUCCUGCAGACUGGACAAAAGCCCUGCAGCUCUUCAGUAAUGACUAAUGACUACCCGUGGGGUUCCAUUUCCUAUUGUAUGAGGCCUUCUCUCCUGCACCAUCACCCUGGAUCAUGUCAACAGCUUGGUCUCUGAUGUGGCUUUUGGGCAGUUUCCCUGGUACAGAGACCCUUGAAGAUCAGCCUGUUGUAAGUGCCUGGAGUGAGGAGAGAGGCACAAGCUGAGAAUUUUGCAUCAGCUCAUCUUGGGGAGGGUGCAAUAAACACCAUUCGCUGUUCAGUAGUUUGGGCAUUUGUGAUAAUCAGAUUAAUAAUGAUCCAGAGUGUUGGGAAAAUGGGGAGGGGAAAUCCUGAAGUGGCUGAAUCUUACGUAAUUGAAGAGACGGAUGAAGGAUUGAUUAUCUUCUGAAACAUCCAGAGAGGAAAAAUAAAGCUGCCAAUCCCACUCUUCAGCCCCAUUGGCUGUUUAAAACACCCGUACUUCAUGGCGGGUGCCAGAAUUGAUGAAUCAUGGAACCUGCACCCCCGCACUCCCCAAAGCUUAUUAACUCCUUAACUGUUUCCCAGAUGUGUGUGCCUGUUGUGUGUGUGAGUGAGCGUAUGCGUGUGUGUGCAUAAAUACACGCAUGGGAGGUGCCUGGGCUGUCUUUGCUAUAUGUAAAUAGGGCCAUUGGAUCUUUAUUUUUGAUUAAUUUGUUCUGAUUUUUGGGGGUGUUGUUUUCUAAGGAACUGUAAUGAACAUGUCAGGAUACCCAAGCCAAAUAAAGAUGAUGUAUUUAUUUA
This is a messenger RNA of Arvicola amphibius (Eurasian water vole), 1878 nucleotides long. It is a transcript of the gene Slc35a2, whose product is annotated as solute carrier family 35 member A2. The record is from RefSeq and is a predicted model, not a curated record. The coding region runs from base 183 to 899 and encodes 238 amino acids. Gene Ontology annotation, biological process: pyrimidine nucleotide-sugar transmembrane transport. NCBI's taxonomy places the organism in Eukaryota, Metazoa, Chordata, Mammalia, Rodentia, Cricetidae. Gene Ontology annotation, cellular component: Golgi membrane. The transcript has 4 exons. Gene Ontology annotation, molecular function: UDP-galactose transmembrane transporter activity.